Rhizophagus irregularis DAOM 181602=DAOM 197198 is the source of this 1041-nucleotide messenger RNA. NCBI's taxonomy places the organism in Eukaryota, Fungi, Glomeromycota, Glomeromycetes, Glomerales, Glomeraceae. The record is from RefSeq and is a predicted model, not a curated record.
UAUUACCAAAGAUCCAAAAACAAGUAAUUUUGUGAUGGUGAUGGAAUUAAUAGAUGGUAGUUUAAGACAAUAUUUAAACAACAACUUUAUUUCACUGGAUUGGGAGCAAAAGUUGGUGAAUUUGCAAGGUAUUGCACGAGGUCUUAAAAAUAUUCAUAAUAAAGGAUUAAUUCAUCAUGAUUUUCAUUGUGGAAAUAUAUUAAGCAAUUUUGAUGGAUACAUUUGUAUUACUGAUUUGGGAUUAUGUCAACCGGCAAAUGUCAAAUCCUCUCAAAAUAGUAAUAAAAAAAUAUAUGGAGUAUUACCUUAUGUAGCUCCAGAAGUUUUAAGAGGAAAAGAAUAUACUCAAGAGAGUGAUAUUUAUGGAUUUGGAAUCAUUGCAUAUGAAAUUUGUACAGGAUUGCUUCUUUAUCAUGAUAUACCUCAUGAUGAGUUCUUAGCUAUAAAAAUUUGUCAUGGGUUGAGACCGAAUUGUGAUUAUAAAAUCCCUCAAUUAAUUAUUGACAUAAUUAAUCAAUGUUGGGAUGCAGACCCUUUAAAACGACCCAAUGCAAAUGAAUUAUAUAAGUCAAUAUGGAAAUUAUAUGAAGAUAUUAUUAGCGACAAUAAAGUGGAUUCUGUAAUUUAUAAGCAAGUUGAAGAAGCAGAUGAAACCAAUAAGAAGUCAUCUUUUUCAGUUCAAUCACCAAUAUCAUCUGCAAGUACACUCUCAUAUAUGACACAUCCUCAAGCAGUUUACACAAGUAGACUUUUAAAUUUUAAAGAUCUUCCAGAACCCAUAAAUGCUGACAAUGAUGAUUUAGAAUAUUCAGAUUCUACAAGAAUAGAUCUUACUAAACUUGAUAUUAAUUCUGAAGACAAGUGAAAGCGGCAAAAUGAAAAUUUUUAUCUCUAGAAGAUUGAAUAAUGAUCCAGACAUGAUAAGGGAUUUGAUCAAGCAGUAAGUAAUUUAAUCAAAUCAUGUUCUAUUGAUAAAUUAUUCUUGGAUGGAAGUAUAGUAAUAAGAGGCUGCAUUUACAUAAUCCUUUAGCAGUUGUAUUU